Messenger RNA from Egretta garzetta (little egret), 636 nucleotides. It is a transcript of the gene TMEM61, whose product is annotated as transmembrane protein 61. The coding region runs from base 1 to 636 and encodes 211 amino acids. The record is from RefSeq and is a predicted model, not a curated record. The transcript is spliced from 2 exons. Lineage: Eukaryota; Metazoa; Chordata; Aves; Pelecaniformes; Ardeidae.
AUGGCAGCUGCCUCUUUCCGCUACGGCAUGACCAUCACCGGGGCCGUGCUGCUGGUGACGGGGACGCUGUGCUUUGCCUGGUGGAGCGACGGGGAGGUGGGCACCCUGGCCAGCAGCGGGGCUGGGCUCCUGCCUCCCCAGGAAGCCGAGGCAGUUCCCGGCUCCUCCUCCAGCGCCCUGCUCCGCUCCGUCAGCUUCUUCUGCUGUGGCAUCGGUGGCAUCCUCCUCCUCUUCGGGCUCCUCUGGUCCGUGAAAGCCAAUGCCAGGGUGGUCUCCCGCCGCUACCAGUACCAUUUCCCCAGGGACCUGCAGUACUUCACCGCAGAGCCUCUGGAGAAGUGGAACUGCAGCUCCUGGGACGCCAGCGCCAUCCCCACCUAUGAAGAAGCCCUGACCUGCAGACCUGCCCACGGUGCCCCAGCCUACGUGCAGCCCCCAGGGAGGAAGGAGGAGCUCACGCCGCCCCUGUACUGCUACCUGGAGGAGGACGAGAGCUGGCAGGGUGGCCGCCGGCGCAGCUCCUCUGACAGCGCCUUGUUCCGCCCCAGUCCAUCCUGGCUGGAGACCCAGCACCCCGGGGAGCCGCAGGCAACGCCUCCCCCCAGCUACGAAAACAUCAGCGUCCGGGGCGUCUGA